Molecule: messenger RNA, 2010 nt
Organism: Stereum hirsutum FP-91666 SS1
Lineage: Eukaryota; Fungi; Basidiomycota; Agaricomycetes; Russulales; Stereaceae
Exons: 4
Coding region: 1-2010 (669 amino acids)
Source: RefSeq, a predicted model, not a curated record
AUGACACACCACAUCAUCAUCAUCAUCAUCAUCAGGGCUCCUACAGCUCGUUUCAGUCUCACCAUCGCCAUCACCAAUAUCACCAGCACCAGCACCACCAGCUCUCCUCCGACCUCUGGGUGUCCUCACGCGGAUCCAUGCCCCUCAUCAAGCAUGUCCAACCUCUCCAACCUCUCCAGACUCUCGGAAAUGGGCGUCUCCGCUAUAUUGAACAUGCCAGCUUCUCGAGCACUCCACCCGGCAAUAUCGCCCGCCGUCGAAAAGGCGGAAGAGCGCGAAGCCACUCUCGCACCCUUAAACCGUGUUGUACGGGAGCUGAAGAAGGGAAAACGGGCAUCUUCUGAACUUGAUCGUGAUGCUCCUGGCGAAAACGGGGAGGACGAGGACGAGGACAGGAACGGGGAUGGGGGAGAGGAGGAAGAGGAAGAGGAGGUGCAUCCGAAGCGAAGAUCUCGGUCCCAUAGAUCGAACUGGAACAUGGAGUGCCUUGUCAAAGUUCACGAUAAGCCCAUUACCCGCCGCCAAUCGAACCAUCACAAAGGGAAGGAGAAGACACGGCCGAAGUACCAGGAGCCAUCUGACAACGAGGAUGAGCAGGAGGAUGAACAGGACGAGGACAAGAACAAGAACGAGAAUGAGGAGUCUGAAGACGAAGAUGAGCAGGAGAAGGGCGACAAGCAGGAGGAUGAGGACGAUCUGGAGAGGAAAUCUCAGUCAGCGCAGAAUGUAUCAGCGGGUGGUGGCACGGCCAAGGCUCUCUAUAAGCCCAUCACCCGCCGCCAAGCGAACCGGAUCAAAGGAAAGAGGGGCACACAGCUAAACUACUGCGACACGUCUGCCGGUGACGAGGAUCAGGAUGAUGAUGAGGGCGCAGAGUACGUGGAGACAGAUCAAGAAGAUGCUAAUAGAGAGUUUGAGUGCGGGGGUGUCGGUGGUGGGGGGAAUGUGUUUGCACAAAAGGAUGCUACCACAGGAAGAGCAGAAACGCACCAGGAACAUUGUAGAGAUUCCGCCCCGUCUUCAGAGCCCAAUCCUGAGCCAAUCCACACAGGCUUCCAGCUCCUCGACAGUGGCACUCUUACCUUCAACGGGAAGGCCUUACGCUGCACUCAGCAUACUUCCACACCUAAUCUACAGUCACGCGCGAGUUCAUCAUCAGACUCUACCAUGCAUUCUUGUGUGGUGGUUGCCUACGUCGGCUUCAUCUUGGAAUACGACGGCUACUUCAUAUGCACUUCAUGCAGUUUCGCUCCUGUUCUCCACGGAGCCGAAAUAUCUCACCAUCUUCAGACAAAGCAUGGCAACUCCAAACACGGACUUAUCUCUUUAUUCCCUAAGACCUCGCAGGAGAAGAAGAAGGUAUUUGAUGCCCUUUCCAACCACCUUUGCGACAUCUACCCCGAGAGCGCCAGAAAGACCAGUAAUGAUGUGACGAAUCACCUCGACGUAUCACAUAUCACGGAACUCUCCCCCCCUUCACCGACCUUUUAUAUCCAUCAUCCUCCGAUCCAGCCUCCCUCGUUCAGAAUUUGGGUCUCCGAACACUCCAAAUUGUAUAUCAUUCGCUAUGGUAUUUCUCUGGCUGGAAAGAUCUUCCCCCUUCCCAAAACUUAUGUCCGUCCCGUGGCUCCUGUGCUAGUCGCCCCGAUGCCUGUUGCUCCGCCCUCAACUCCCCAGACCGUCGAUCCCUCGAUGGUGUCUCUCAUUAAGGUGCUUUACACUGACAAAAUCCGGUGGGAACAAUGGCUCUCAGACGUCGAACGGCUCAUACCCCGUGAAACGUGGGCCUGGAUGGGAUCUAGUCCCUGGAUUGCUCUUACCGUCCCCUCAAUGACCAAAGGGGAGGCGAGAUUGACCCGGGGCUUUAUGCACAUCACGUCCUUCGCGCAGACCUUCCUCCAUAAUGUCAACAAGGUUCUGGAUGUUUGCAAUCCACAGCAUCAGGUUGCGCUUUGCGGUCCAAGCCACCAAGCGUCAAGACGAUUGGAUAGAGUUUCUCGACAGCAUUGA